UCCAGCACCCAACUCUCUUAGAGCUCCUCCUCUUGUAACAUACACACUGCUGCCGUUGAUUCAGCGAAAAUGUGCGGCAUACUGGCGGUGCUGGGAUGUGCCGAUGACUCUCAGGGGAAGAGAGUCCGCGUGCUCGAGCUCUCGCGCAGGCUCAAGCACCGCGGCCCGGACUGGAGCGGGAUGCACCAGGUCGGUGACUGCUACCUCUCCCACCAGCGCCUUGCCAUCAUCGACCCGGCCUCCGGUGACCAGCCACUCUACAACGAAGACAAGUCCAUCGUUGUCACUGUGAAUGGGGAGAUCUACAACCAUGAACAACUCCGGGCGCAGCUCUCCUCCCACACCUUCAGGACCGGCAGCGACUGCGAAGUCAUCGCACACCUGUACGAGGAGCAUGGAGAGAAUUUCAUUGACAUGCUGGAUGGUGUCUUCUCCUUCGUCUUGCUCGACACACGCGACCAUAGCUUCAUUGCUGCCCGCGACGCCAUUGGUGUCACGCCCCUGUACAUUGGCUGGGGUAUUGAUGGGUCGGUGUGGAUUUCAUCAGAGAUGAAGGGGUUGAAUGAUGACUGUGAGCACUUCGAGGCCUUUCCUCCUGGCCAUCUCUACUCCAGCAAGCAGGGAGGCUUCAAGAGAUGGUACAACCCACCUUGGUUUUCCGAGGCCAUUCCUUCAGUGCCAUAUGAUCCACUUGCUCUCAGGAAGGCUUUUGAAAAGGCUGUCAUCAAGAGGCUUAUGACAGAUGUCCCAUUCGGUGUUCUACUCUCUGGUGGCCUUGACUCAUCACUGGUUGCAGCGGUCACAGUUCGCCACCUGGCAGGGACAAAGGCUGCAAAGCGCUGGGGGACUAAGCUCCAUUCCUUUUGUGUCGGCCUUGAGGGAUCACCUGAUCUGAAGGCCGCAAAAGAGGUUGCCAAUUACCUGGGUACCGUGCAUCAUGAAUUCCACUUCACUGUUCAGGACGGCAUUGAUGCAAUUGAAGAUGUGAUUUAUCACACAGAAACAUAUGAUGUGACAACAAUCAGGGCAAGCACGCCAAUGUUCCUGAUGUCUCGCAAGAUCAAGUCACUUGGGGUCAAGAUGGUCAUCUCUGGUGAGGGUUCCGAUGAGAUUUUUGGAGGAUACCUCUACUUCCAUAAGGCCCCCAACAAGGAGGAGCUCCACCGUGAAACCUGUCAUAAGAUCAAAGCUUUGCAUCAGUACGAUUGUUUGCGGGCCAACAAGUCAACAUCUGCAUGGGGACUCGAAGCACGUGUACCAUUCUUGGACAAGGAGUUCAUCAACGAGGCAAUGAGCAUAGAUCCAGAGUGGAAGAUGAUCAGACCUGAUCUUGGAAGAAUUGAGAAGUGGGUGCUAAGGAAAGCAUUUGAUGACGAGGAGGAGCCCUUCCUGCCAAAGCAUAUUCUGUACAGGCAGAAAGAACAGUUCAGUGAUGGUGUUGGCUAUAGCUGGAUCGAUGGCCUAAAGGCUCACGCAGAAUCGAAUGUGACCGAUAAGAUGAUGUCAAAUGCGAAGUUCAUCUACCCACACAACACCCCGACAACAAAGGAGGCAUACUGUUACAGGAUGAUUUUUGAGAGAUUCUUCCCCCAGAACUCGGCGAUCCUGACCGUGCCAGGGGGACCGAGCAUCGCAUGCAGCACGGCGAAGGCGGUAGAGUGGGAUGCUCAGUGGUCAGGGAACCUGGAUCCCUCAGGGAGAGCAGCGUUCGGAGUCCACCUCUCAGCCUAUGAACAAGAGCAUGUCCGGGCUACCAUUGCUGCAGGAACAACCAAGAAGCCGAGGAUGAUCAAGGUUGUGGCACCUGGUGUUGCCAUUGAGAGCUGAUGGUGUCCUGCCCUGCUUGCCAUUUCUGCUAAUAAAUAAGACGUACCUACCUAUCUGGUCUUGUCAUUUGAACGAUGUGGGCCUAAUGUUUGAGUGAAGAACUAAAUAUAUGUAUUAAAGUUUCUAUUGUUAAUAGAUUGGUUGAAUUUCCUAA
Lolium rigidum is the source of this 1981-nucleotide messenger RNA. Its product is annotated as asparagine synthetase [glutamine-hydrolyzing]-like. The record is from RefSeq and is a predicted model, not a curated record. Gene Ontology annotation, molecular function: asparagine synthase (glutamine-hydrolyzing) activity. NCBI's taxonomy places the organism in Eukaryota, Viridiplantae, Streptophyta, Magnoliopsida, Poales, Poaceae. The transcript has 12 exons. Gene Ontology annotation, cellular component: cytosol. The coding region runs from base 70 to 1827 and encodes 585 amino acids.